Pieris brassicae (large cabbage white) is the source of this 4932-nucleotide messenger RNA. RefSeq names its product TBC1 domain family member 4 (gene plx). The transcript has 24 exons. Bases 836 to 4834 code for a protein of 1332 amino acids. The record is from RefSeq and is a predicted model, not a curated record. Lineage: Eukaryota; Metazoa; Arthropoda; Insecta; Lepidoptera; Pieridae.
UUUCAGUGAUUGACCGAAGUCAUAACAUUACAGUUGGCAAACUGAUUUAAAAUAUUGUUUCAACAAAUGUGAUUAUAAAUGGUAUUUAAAGGAUUUAAGUUUUUUAAAUUUGAGUGGAUUUUAAAACGGAAACAAAACGCUCACAUUUGAGACCGAAAACACCGAACGACGUCGCCGAAGAAUCAAUUUUCAUCAUCAAGAUAUAAAGUUCAAAAUGUGUGUCCGGUGUGUGUUGUGAAUUUAGAUAAUAUAAGGUAAUUGAAAAUCAAAUAUCAGAACGUUGUAUUGCAAUUGUUCAAUUUAUACGUACACAAAUCGUUUAAAGAAUCAAUGAAAACAAAUUGUGUCGCAUUCUUGAUUUGUGACGACAAAUAGGAGAGAUUAUAUAAUCGACUGCUAUAGCUAAUAUAAUUUUGUUAACAAUAUAUUGUUUUAACGUUGCUAUGAAGUGUUAUUUAUAAAUUAAUAUAGGCAGGUGUAGUGUUGAGUUAAGCAAAAUAAUAACAUUCUUACGUAACAUACACAUUUGAGGUGAUUUAAAAUAUUACCUGUCAAAAAACCUAUAUUAUUAUUGUAUACUCUAUAGUUUUUUUUUUGUUUCGGCGCCAAAUCGUGACGUUCAACAUGUCUGCAUCAGUAUGGUGUCCCCUUUCGCGCCAAUCGCUUGUGUGUUUGUCAGUGUCGCAACUGUCAAAUCUGGAAUUUUGGGUUGGCGCGCUUUUGAUAGUACUCGCGUGUGAAAUGGAUUUUAUUUAUUUUCACAUAUUGAAUGCAAAUGAUAUUAUGUAUUUUUGAGUGAAGUUUGUUAUAGUGUUUUAAAGCGAAUUUAAGGAUCAUGCAACCCGUCCGACCUAUCUAUGGGUCACACUCAGACACGUCCACAAUAAAUGUGAAGACGCUGGUGACAGACCUCUUCAACCAGAUGCGUGAUCCGUCAUCAACCGCUUCGACCCCCAAGGGUUCGACAGGAUCUUUGAACAUCACGAGGAAUGUCGGGUUUCAACAGCAGAAUGGUACUGAACAUUUACCCUGGGCCAGUCCAGCCAUAUCUUUACCGGGGAACUGCAAUUCUAAUUUAGCAAGCGAAACGCCAGCUUUAGUUAGAAGUGUCAGCAACGCAUCGGCGUUGACGUCGCUUUGCGCUGGUCUGUCCCCUUCUGAAUCACAUUUCUUUGAGGUUUUAUACAUUGGUAAGGUACGAAUAUCUCAACGAAAAGUGCCAGAAUCGUUAAUUGAUGAUGCUUUACACAAAUUCGCUCAACAUGAAGCCGAAAAGACGCGGUUACAACGACGACAUAGUCUCUUAUCUUCCACAGGGACGACGAUUAGUAAUAAUUCCAUAGAAAGUCUCCAAGACACCACAAACUCGCACGAAAAUUUCCAAAAAAAUCUAAUACCAAGUACAACACCGCUAGAACCAGAUAAAACUACAGCUUGGAAGAGCGCCGAAAACCUAAAACAACCGGAAAUAUUGGUUGAUAGAGAAUUCGAUGCAUUUACAAAAGAAAGAAUUGAGAAGAAUGCUAAAAUUGAGCACAGCAUUAUCAAUAACUUGGGCACGGUUAAAGAGGAUGACGAAAUUAACACGAAUCCAUUUAAAGAAGUAAAAAGAGUUAAAACAGUUACAUUAGAUCCUCUGGUUCGGAUAUCUGAUGAAGAAAAGGGUGAUGAGGAAGGUGAUAAAGAAAGUAAAGAAGUAGCCGAUAAUGAAAGAGAUGUAAAUGAAAUCAAUUUCACUGCAUUAAUGAGAAAUAAUGAAACAAUGCCAGAAAACAAGCGAUUUCUCAGAGAUCGUUCAGCGUCGAUUGGAACUUUGAAUUUGAAAACGCCGCUUGCGCAUCUCAUCGGCGAACAAAAUAGGACUAUGCUAUUCCAGGUGGGACGUUCAGAGCUUCGGCUCAUAAGCCCGGACCGAAAGCAAAUCCUCCUCCAUCGCGGCUUCAAGGACGUGGCCAGCUGCGUCCUCGGCAGAGCGAGGAAGGAGCACUUUGGCUUCGUCUGCCGAGAGACCAACGACACCUACGCCUGCUACGUCUUCAAGUGCGAGAGCGACGAUAUCGCCAGUGAGGUCGUUAGUGCAAUCAAACAAGCAUUCGUCGCACACGCCGAGCUAUUGAAGAAAUCGCGAGAUAAAUCCCCAAAUAUGACAUGUGAACAUUGUCCCAUGCUCUGGUACCACAGGCUGUGUCAUGAUGUCGAAGGUAUGAAUGAGAAGAAAACACACGCGUUCCUCCUCAGGCGAAUGGAAACCUUGCCCGAAGAUGAACAGGAACUCGUCAUCACGAAGUACCAGGGCGGGACCAAUCAUAUGUUUGAGGUGAACGAACACAAUGCCUUCCUAAUGAUGUUACUACGAGCACACUGUGAGGCCAAACAGCAAAGACACGUCCAUGACACAGCGGAAAAUAGGUCGGAAUUCUUAAACCAAUACCUAGGCGGCAGCACAAUCUUCAUGAAGGCCAAACGAUCACUUUCGAGUGGCUUCGAUCAUCUCUUGAAACGGAAACAGGAAGCACCAGUCAUUGUUAAAAAGGAACAAUCACCAAAACCGCCACCCUUAAACCUGGAGACGUCAUCAGAGCCGAACAACUGCGAACUUCUAUCGGCAGAUGUCGUCCGAUGCAAAUCCCUGUCUCCCGCCGUUGUGACAGAUCAACAAUCACCGAAAUCUCAACCAAUGGACGAGCAAGAUGGAUCGAAGGAAACCACUCCCACGAUCAAUUCGCCGAUGAUGGACAUAUUUCUCAAAGUAAGCGACUCUCGACCAGCACAGACAGAAUCGAGUGAAUCAGACACAACUUGGCGACAGGCAAUCUAUGAGAAGGUGGUCCAACAUGACACCCUUGACGGAGACCAAUCACUCCUGGGCCGAAGUAAAUCCGGGAAGCGGUCUAAAGAUGAAUUGCGUCAGUUGUGGAAAAUGGCCAUCGAUCAGACCAUACUGCUGGUUCGAAUGGAAAAGGAAAACGCGAGACUUAAAGAAAGCGCAGAAUCCUCCGCAGUCCGCCGAAUAAAGUUGGAAUACAGAGAACUGAGUGCGGUGGAAAGUGGGGUUAGUCUUAUGUGGGACUCGCUUUUGUCCCGGGACUCCACACAUCCCGUCAACAGAGUGGACAGACAUAUGCUCAUACAGGCCGUUAGACAAGGUGUUCCAAGAAUAGUUCGAGGCGGGGUAUGGUAUUUCCUCGCAGAGCAAGCGUGUCUGCGGUUACCACCUCCUGACACUAAGAACUUCCCAGACUAUAACACGCCUUAUAGGACACUCCUCUCCGGCCUAACUAAGCAUCAACACGCCAUUUUAAUUGAUUUAGGCAGAACAUUCCCAAAACACUCAUAUUUCGCGUCAGCUCUGGGUCCAGGGCAAUUAGCUCUCUACAAUAUUCUGAAAGCCUAUUCCCUCCUCGACCCAGAUGUGGGCUACUGCCAGGGUCUCAGUUUUGUGGCUGGAGUACUUCUUUUGCAUAUGGAAGAAGCCGAGGCCUUCCUUUUGCUCCGACAUCUGAUGUUCAGGCGAGGUCUUAGGAAACAAUAUUUACCUGAUAUGAGCGCACUACAAGUAAAAUUGUACCAACUGUCCCGUCUCUUGCGCGACCAUGAGCCCGAACUGCACGCGAAGCUGGAGGCCUUAGACAUCUCCCCAGCCUUGUACGCAGCACCUUGGAUGCUCACAUUGUUCACGAGCCAGUUCCCGUUAGGAUUCGUCGUAAGGGUCUUUGACAUGGUGUUCGUGGAGUCCCUAGACGUGGUCUUCUCGAUAUCCCUGGCCCUCCUAUCGGCUCACAGGGAUGGCAUCAUGAUGUGCGAGAGCUGCGAAGAGGCAGCCGAAUACCUCAAGCACAAGUUGCCGGAUGUCGACACCGCUAUAUACAACAGAGUUAUGAAGAUUGUCCACAAAUUGGACAUUUCCCGUCAACUGACAGAAUACGCGGUUGAAUACAGCGUGUUGCGAGAAGAGAUGCCUCGACUUGCCACACUCACAGAACAGAACAGACUGUUGGUGGAUGACGUUCAGAGGAUGACUACGGAACUCGAUGCUGCAAUGGAAGCUCUGACGAACUACCAAAAGUCCCAAGCCCGCCUCGACUCUCAAAACAAAUUGAUGGAACAACACCUGACACUUCUCAGCCGUUACAUAUCCAACAAACACGACGUGCCUCUCGAAAUAAAGAGAAUUGUACAGAAUUACACGAAAAAGUUAUCGUUCAGUUCGAAAAUCACCUCCUUCACGAAGUUCUCCACAAACGAGGAAGAGGAGACGAAACAAAAGAGUGCGCCAAAUCUCUACGCGAAAACGACAAAAGAAGAUGUCCUCAAUGCCAUGAGAGCUAACGAAGAUAGAAAACAUUUCCUCAUGAAGAAAUCUCAAUCGGUUCAUUCCGGGCUGAUCGCCAAAGUGCCUUUAAAAGUACUCGAGGAGACGGAGACUUACAGAGGCGAACGAAAGCACAGCUUGACAGACGCCAUGAUAAAGGAUUUGGGGAAGAAACAUUCGAUUACACACGAGCAGAUCCGACAGGAGAGGCUGUUCGAGCAGCAGCUGAAGCACAACUUCGACGAGAACCUUCGGAAAUUGGAGCAGUCGACGCGCAAUUCCGAAUCGGAUUCGGAAAGUGGAAAUCGGAACGUCUCCGAGGACAGAAACAGCGAUAAACUGUCGCUGCAUUUUGCAGAUAGGAAUGACAGCGGCUUCGUGACGCCAGUCACCCCGGAGGUUGACAGGAAAUCGGAAAUGUCAUCUGUCAUUUCGCAUCCGUUGAGCGAUUGUGACGUUGACAUUAAAUUUGACGGGCAGUCGACUAAGUUGAAGCAGAUUAGGCCUCUGCGACACCAUUAGUUUUUUUUUAUAGGAUUGGAGGGCCGUGCAUACGGGAUGCUCAAAGUCGCUUUUAGUCAUCGCCCAUGGACACCUAUUUUAGUGGGUGCGUUGCCGGU